Molecule: messenger RNA, 462 nt
Organism: Cryptococcus amylolentus CBS 6039
Lineage: Eukaryota; Fungi; Basidiomycota; Tremellomycetes; Tremellales; Cryptococcaceae
Exons: 3
Coding region: 100-462 (120 amino acids)
Source: RefSeq, a predicted model, not a curated record
GCCGCGCUCCCAUGGGAGAUAUAUAAAAAGCAUAGCAGUAAAAUUUAUGGCCCUUCAGACUACUGAGAAACAAACAUCAUAAGUAGCAGUCCUUCAGCCAUGUUCGAAAUUAACGGGACAACUCCGAGCACCUAUCACUCAUUUGAACCGUUCGAUGAUUUGCCCGACUCUCAGGCUGAUGAAGCCAGCAUGACUGAGGAUAAAAUUACAGCCACUACACGCCAUAGCACACCGACAACCCCGAACAACGAAGAGAACAGCUCCCCUUCUGGGGAGCCAUCCGAGUCGUCGGAACACUCUACCGAUACUUUCGACUCGGUAUACUUUCAAUAUACAUCAGCUGAGGAGCAGAGCAGGAGCACAUAUCACUCAUUUGUACCAUUGAACAGUUAUCCCGCCUUCAAAAAUGAUGAUAACUAUAACACUGCUGAGGACCUCGUAAAUCAUCUUGUCAACGCCUGA